AUGGCCUGGCGUCAUGGUCUCAUGGUUCUGGGGCAAGAGGAAGUCCUGGCUGUGCGCCAGCAGGUCCCAGCCCAUAAAAUGGGGCAAGGAUUUCUCCUGUCCGCCAUAUCAGGGGCAAAUAUCAGGAAGCAGGCAGGGCAGCUCCAGACUGGCCGUGCUUGUUGGGGUGUGCAACAGGCACCAAAACGGGCAUGGGCACAAGGGCUGCCAGUUAAUUCUCCAGAGUGUGGCCAGGAACAGUGUGCGGCCAUUGCGAUAGGAUUUGAUUUAAACAGGAGAGUCCGGAACGAUAACAUUCAUUGGAGGAUUAUUCAGCUCGGAAGAAGCAUGUCGCCGUUAGCGCUAUGGGUCCUGAGCCUCAUGGCACCUGCAUUCUCCCUAACAACUGAGCAAGAAGCCCAGCAAUUUCUGAACAGAUUUAGCACGGACGCCGAGAAACUGGUCUACAAAUCCUCCCUGGCAUCAUGGACAUACAACACCAAUAUCACUGAUGAAAAUGCCGAUAAGAUGAUGCUCUACAAUAUAUUCCCGUUCUUGAAUUUGGCCCUGGGGCUUGUAAAUGUUCUACACAACAUCCAGGUGCCAUUGCUUAAUGCCCAGCUAUCUUGCAGGCAUUUCAACCUAAAUUCUACUUCCUUUUCAGGUGACAUGUGGGGAAGAUUUUGGGGAAACCUGUAUCCUUGGUCAAUUCCAUAUCCGUCCCAGGAAGACAUUGAUGUGACAUCUGAAAUGGUCAAACAGGGAUGGGAUCCAAAAAAAAUGUUUCAGAAGGCAGAUCUAUUCUUUCAAUCGUUGGGUCUUCAACCUAUGAAUGCUCAUUUCUGGAACUAUUCAAUGAUUGAGAAACCAGAUGGCCGUAAAGUUGUUUGUCAUCCAACAGCGUGGGAUAUGGGCAACAGAGUGGAUUUCAGGAUUAAAAUGUGCACCAAAGUUAACAUGGAAGACUUCUUGACUGUUCACCAUGAAAUGGGUCAUAUACAGUACGACAUGGAGUACGCUAAUCUGACCUACUUAUUGCGAGAUGGGGCAAAUGAAGGUUUCCAUGAAGGUGUAGGGGAGAUCAUGUCACUCUCAGCAGCUACUCCCAAAUAUCUGAAAUCACUGGGUCUUCUUUCCAAUUCUUUCACUGAAACAAACGAGAUUGACAUCAACUUCCUAUUGAAGCAAGCACUGACUAUAGUGGGCACCUUACCUUUCACAUACAUGAUGGAGCAGUGGCGUUGGGAAAUGUUCCGAGGAAACAUACCCAAAGAUCAGUGGAUGAAAAGGUUUUGGGAAAUGAAACGCAAGAUUGUUGGUGUUGUCGAGCCUCUGCCACAUGAUGAAACCUACUGUGACCCAGCUGCUCUCUAUCAUGUUUCCAAUGAUUACUCCUUCAUCAGAUACUACACAAGGACAAUCUACCAGUUCCAGUUUCACGAAGCUCUGUGUAAAGUUGCUGGCCACAAAGGUGAACUACACAAAUGUGCCAUCACCAACUCCACAGUAGCAGGCAAGAAGCUCAGUGAUAUGCUUAAAUUAGGGAAGUCUGAAUCCUGGACUAGAGCUCUCGAGAAGGUAACUAACCAAACCAGAAUGAAUUCUGCAUCACUGCUGAAAUAUUUUGAACCCUUGCAUACCUGGCUGAAGAAAAACAAUGCAGACAAUGGUCGAACCGUUGGCUGGGACACUAACUGGAGCCCAUAUAAAAAGGAUGCAAUUAAAGUACGGAUUAGUUUGAAGGCAGCCCUUGGAGAGAAUGCUUACACCUGGGACCUAAGUGAGAAGUACUUUUUCCAAGCAGCCGUCGCCUUUUCCAUGAGGAAAUACUGGGAGGAGUCUAGAAAACAGAUCGUCGACUUUGUGACGGAGAAUGUUUAUAUAUUCAAUGAAACAGAAAGGAUCUCUUUUUAUUUCAUUGUUGUCAAGCCAAAGAACCACACUGGAAUUGUUCCAAAGGCAGAGGUGACACAAGCUAUCAGAAAGAACAGAGAGCGGUUUAACAGCGCAUUUCUGUUGAAUGACGAGACACUGGAGUUUGUCGGUAUUGCGCCAACUCUGGCACCAAGAAGUGAACCUCCCGUGACAGUCUGGCUGAUUGUGUUUGGGAUUGUCAUCGGUCUGGUUUGCAUUGGAUUAACGAUCCUGAUCAUCAGUGGCAUUCGGGCAAGAAAACACAAAAAAGCACAAGACACCGAGAAUAAUGAGCUUCAAAAUACCAAAGAUUUACCGGCAGCGUCUUCUGAGGAGAUUGUGUUCGAAAAGGGGAUUAAGAACCCAGCUUUCACCACAGACACAUUGAGUACGGAGAUGUAAACUCAGCCAAUCCCACACAUUUUUUGAAUGUACUUGGACUAACUUUGGAACUUAUGGAAUUGUGUGCUGAAGCAUUCGGUGAAGUUCAAUUAAUGCAGUUGAUAUCUGGCAACAGAAUUAGCUCAAAUUUUUACAAAGUUUUGACUGUUUAACCUGGAUUUACUCAAGCGCAAUUUACCUACACCUCAGAUCCCCGAUAAAGAGGACUGUCCCUUCACGAAGCUGAUGAUCAGGACCCUCAGAUAUCAAGAGACAAACAAUCUCAUAGUACAGUAUUCAGCAACAGUGUAGACUUCCCAAAAUAUCAUCACAACGAGCACUUUGUCAUUUUCAGCAGUGAUAGAACAGAAUAUGUAGCUGAUUCCAUGACCAGUCCUGUUUAUUAUUUGACUGGAGUUGAGGAGAUGUCUGGCCUGGUUUUAUGCAGUAAGGAUUGGUGAAGGAGCAUGAGUUCAAGAUCCCUAAAAUGUUCAAUGCUGUGUCUGAAUCUUCCCCACACCGUCAAAUACACUGGACACCUUGGAGUCUUGUUUUCAAAUAGUACAGACUCCCUUCAUUGUAGCCUAAAUCUGCUGUAAUGGUUCUGGACAAAUAAAGAUAUAAAGGCAUCCCA
Rhincodon typus (whale shark) is the source of this 2908-nucleotide messenger RNA. RefSeq names its product angiotensin-converting enzyme 2-like. The transcript has 14 exons. Gene Ontology annotation, molecular function: metallopeptidase activity; peptidyl-dipeptidase activity. The coding region runs from base 1 to 2295 and encodes 764 amino acids. Gene Ontology annotation, biological process: proteolysis. The record is from RefSeq and is a predicted model, not a curated record. Gene Ontology annotation, cellular component: plasma membrane. NCBI's taxonomy places the organism in Eukaryota, Metazoa, Chordata, Chondrichthyes, Orectolobiformes, Rhincodontidae.